GAGGCGUUCUUUCUUGAAACAUGUAAACAGAAACUGAACAGGGAGGAGCUGGAAAUAGUUUCUGAAACCCUGAAUUGCAUCGGACAUGAGACUAUAGACGAUGUAGAGGAAAUUGAGAUGCAAAGAAAACAACACCCCUUCUGCCUGACGUCAGCUGUCUUACUGGUGCCGCUGGUGUCUCCUGGCCGGAGUGAGAGCUGCAUGUGUUGUUUCCAGCGGAGAGGUCAUGGAGGAGCAGGCUCGCAGCAGGCUGUUGUGCUCCAGGUCCAAACUGGAGGACGAUAUCAAGGCCCUCUACCUCAUGGACCACAUGGUUAGCGAUGAGGUGCUCAGCGCAGAUGAAGAGGAGACCGUCAAAGCCAAGGCAACCCGGAGGGAGCAAGCGGCCGCCUUGAUCGAUUUGAUUUUAAGGAAGGAUAACCAUGCCUACGUCUCUCUCUACAACGCUCUGAUCCGCGAGAGCUACAGUGACCUCGCCUCCCUGCUGCAGAAGGACCUUCCUCUGAUCUCGCCCAGAGCCGACAAGAGCUUCCCAGAUGGCGAGAGUCCCGGAGUGCAGGCCGUGCUCAGGGAAGGGGGCGUCCCUCAGAGGCCCGUGGUGUUUGUCAAGCGGCCCGAGCUGGUCAACCGGAUCCGGGAGAAGCUGUACAAGCUGCUGGCGGCACCGGGCUGGGUGACGGUGUUCGGCAUGGCCGGCUUCGGGAAGUCCGUGCUGGCAGCGGAGGCCGUCCGGGACAACGAGCUGCUGACAGUGUGCUUUCCCGGAGGGGUCCACUGGCUGGCUGUGGGGCAGCUGGACAAGGCAGGACUACUGGUGAAGAUGCAGUCUCUCUGCUUCCGCUUGGACCUGGACUCCCAGUUUUGCCAGAGACCCCCCAGCACUAUCGAGGAAGCCAAAGACCGCCUGCGGUUCCUCAUGAUCCGCAAGUACCCCAGGUCGCUCCUCAUUCUGGAUGACGUCUGGGACGGCGCGGUUCUGCGGGCCUUUGACAUCCAGUGCCGAGUUCUGCUCACCACGCGGGACCGGAGCCUGACGGACUGCGUGGCAGGCCAGAAGUUCGAGGUGUCAGUGGGCCGCGGCCUGGAGGAGGACAAGGCGCUGGAGGUCCUGGCUGUGUUUGUGAGCAAGAAGGUGGCGGCGCUGCCAGAGCAGGCGCGCCAGAUCGUGCAGGAGUGCAAAGGCUCGCCUCUGGUCGUGUCCCUGAUUGGAGCCCUGCUGCGCGAGUUUCCGGACCGCUGGGCUUACUACCUCCGGCAGCUGCAGAACAAGCAGUUCAAAAGGAUUCGCAAGUCCACCUCUUACGACUACGAAGCCUUGGAUCAGGCCAUGUCCGCCAGCAUCGAGGUCCUGCCGGACGACCACAAGGACUUUUACAAAGACCUGACUGUCCUUGAGAAGGAUGUGAAAGUGCCGGUGAAGGUCCUGUCUGUUCUGUGGGAUCUGGAACCUGAGGAAGUUGAGGAUAUCCUCCAGGAGUUUGUGAACAAAUCCUUGCUGUUCCGCGAUUCCAACAAGACGCCUUAUCUCUAUUACCUCCACGAUCUGCAGCUGGACUUCCUCACCGAGCAGAACCGCUACAGGAUUCAGGAGCUGCAUUCCAAAGUGGUCCAUCAGUAUCAGAAGUAUUAUAAAAACGCCCAUCCCACAGCAGGCGAUGAGGACUGUCUGUACUGGUACAGGUAUCUGGGAUAUCACAUGGCCAGAGGGAAUCUGCACGAGGAGCUGUACUCCUUCUUGUUCUCUCUGGACUGGGUGAAAACCAAGGCUCAGAUCAUGGGACCAGCCAGCCUCAUCAAUGACUACGUGGAGUACAGCAGUAUUUUGGACAAAGAGAACAGCACGGUGCGCGAGAACUUCCAGGAGUUCCUGUCCCUGAAUGGGCACCUGCUGGAGCAGAGGCCCUUCCCGGACGUGGUGCAGCUGGGCCUGUGCCAGCCCAGCUCCUCGGAGGUGUACCGCCAGGCCCGGCUCAAGGCUGAGGAGGAGGCCAGGAAGGGGGCCUUUUACCUGGACUGGAUCAACAAAAGCAGUUUAGAAAGCUUGUCUCGUCUGAUUGUGCAGCCUCAUAAGGGAUCCAUUUACUACGCCUGCUUUUCACGGGAUGGGGAAAAGAUAGCGUCCUGUGGAGCUGACCGGACAGUCCAGGUGUUCAGGAGCGUGACGGGGGAGAAGGUUCUGGACAUCGUGGCCCACGAGGAGGAGGUGCUGUGCUGCGCGUUCUCCCCGGACGACAAGCUCAUCGCCACAUGCUCCACCGACAGGAAGAUAAAGAUUUGGAAUGCGGAGAGAGGAAAAUUGAUCAGGAUCUAUGAAGAGCACAGCGAACAGGUGAACCACUGUCAGUUUACCAACAGCAGCUACAGAAUCCUCCUGGCCACGGGUUCGAAUGACUGCUUUCUCAAGCUGUGGAACAUCAAUAAGCCCACCUGUCAGAACACGUUGUUUGGACACACAGAGGCUGUCAAUCACUGCUGCUUUUCACCUGACGAUGCGCACCUGGCCAGCUGCUCGAGCGACGGAACGCUGAAGCUUUGGCAGGUGUCUUCAGGGAACGAAUGGAAGUCCAUCGACGUGUUCAGCUACUUCCCGUCGUCCCCGGACAGCAGGGAGGAGGGGGAUGUGAUCGUGAAGUGUGGAGCAUGGUCUCCAGAUGGCUCUCGGAUUAUCGCUGCAGCGAAGAAUUCCGUCUUCGUCUUUGACGCCGACACCUGUGACCUGCUGUCGGAGAUCAAAACCAGCCGCCACGGCACCAUCCAGUUCUGCGACUUCUGCCCCAGCGGCCAGCUCGUGGCCAUUGCUCUCUCCCACUAUACUGUGGAGCUGUGGGAAAUUGAGUCCAACAAGAAAGUGGCAGACUGUAGCGGACAUCUGAGCUGGGUGCACUGCGUCAAGUUUUCACCUGAUGGCUCUUUACUGCUGUCGUCCUCGGACGACCAGACUGUCAGGCUUUGGGAAACGAAGAAAGUCCACACUUCGUCUGCGGUGUCACUGAAGAGAGACUCUGACGUGCUUUUUGAUCACAACGAAAUCUCAGUGUUGGCUCCUGAUAGCAGGAACCGUCUGCAGUUAAGAAGUGGAAACACGGGGGAGGUGGUUUAUCAGUCGGAGGAGCAGGAGUCCCGGAUCCGGAGCUCCUGCCUGUGUAAGGAGCCUGCCGUGUCAGCGCUGGGCCGGGACGACGGCGUGGUGAAGGCAGGUCUGAUGUCCCCAAAGCAAGUUCUCAGGAGCAUUGGCUGGUGGACUCUGAGGCUGCUGACCCCCCAGCAGAGCUUCCUAGCGGCUCUGGGACUAGACAGUGGCGUGGCACAGGUCUUGGAUAUUCCGAACGGCAAUACUGUGAGCACUUUAAGGGGACACACCAAGCCUGUACAGCACUGUGAGUUUACAGCUGAUGGACGAACGCUCAUCACCUGUUCCGAGGACACGACUAUCAGGGUGUGGGACUGGAGGUCUUCAGAAUGCAAAGUGUUGAAAGGCCACACAGAGCAGGUGAAGAAGUGCGUCCUGCUGGACAGCUCCAGACUCUUAUCAUGGUCUUUUGAUGGAACGGUGAAGGUGUGGAAUAUGGCCACUGGUGAGCUGAUCCAGGACAUCUUCUGCCACAAGGGAGCAAUCCUGUCGUGUGACGUGUCUCCUGAUGGGAAGAAGUUCUCCUCAGCCUCUGCAGACAAGACCGCCAAGGUCUGGAGCUUCGCCUCCUCCGGCCUUCUCCACACCCUGACGGGACACAAGGCCUGCGUCCGGAGCGUCCGCUUCUCGGGGGACGGCGCGUGCCUGGCCACCGGGGACGACCACGGCGAGAUCCGGAUCUGGGGAGUGGUUGACGGCGCCCUGCUCCAGAUUUGCACCCGGGGCGACAAGGACUCGAUGGAGUCGCUCCACGGAGGCUGGGUGACCGAUCUUCAUUUCUCCCCCGACGGCGAGAUGCUGGUCUCCACUGGAGGGUAUAUAAAGUGGUGGGACGUGAAGACCGGCAGAGCGCUCCAGACCUUCUACACCACGGGGACCAACCUGAAGGGAAUCCACGUGUCUCCGGACUUCAGGACCUUCGUGACCAUCGACAACAUCGGGAUCCUUUACGUUCUGAAGAAGGUGGAGUGAGCUGGGCUUCUGAACACUAACGCCAGGGUGCUCUUGUGCGGGCCGUGUGGGCCACACACACAUGGUGCUGAUAUGAACUGGCACAGCCUGCCAACAAAGAGCAUUAUGCAAGAACUAGGCACUGUCUUACAGAUGUCAGCAAUGAGUAAGUAAAUAGUGCGUAGGCGAUACAAGAGAGUUACCGUUCUUUGCCACCUCAAUAUGGCCUUUGUACCCAGAAUCUGUAACAAAAAGUCAAAGAAGGGAAAUGACCCUUGUCAUUUCUUCAAACUAGCGGUCUUACAGUGGUCGGCUGCCUAUCCAGAUCUCGCACAGACUGCCAGAUCUGCACUGGGCAAGAGUAGCUUGCGAACCAAAAAAACCUUAACAAAAAAACACUGCCCCCAGACUGUCAGGGAAGGUACUGCAUAUUUACUCAGAGCAGUUAUGAAUUUUCUAGUCCUCGCGGUGGGUGCCUGUAGUUGUUUCACUUAGCACCUGCGAGUGCUAUAUAAGAGUGCAAUUCAGAAGAGCUCAAAAUAUCAUUUGAAGUCAAAAGCAAUAACAUUGUGCUCCUGUUUAAAGGGAAUGAUCCAGUUUUUUUUCCUUCAGCAUUAAUCCUUUCUUCCCCUUGAAUGGCUCCUUGUCCCGAGGGAAACGGUGCAAUGAACAAUAUUCUGUCCUUCUGCUUAAGAACAUAAGAACAGCUGCCGAUGAGAGGAGCCCAUCUAGGGGUAUCUCUUUGAGCCUUUCCCCCGCAGUGCGAAGAGGUCCAGCGGGCACAUGUAUUACAGCAGUGGACAGUCCACCUGCUCACAGGCUCUGGAGCACGCUGGCCUCGGGGGUCCGAUGCACAGCAGGCCGCUGUGGCUUCCUUCCAUUUCCCUUCCCAGCCAUGAGCCCCCCCUCAAGCCCCUGUGGGUCAGAGUGCGCUAUGUGUUGAUUGGCGGGCAUGUUGGGGCUGUUUUUCGUUUCGGUCCAGUUUGCGUGGCAGGUUCUGAGCUUCCUGAGCCCGAGACGCUGGGGACAUUCCAGCUUUCUCCAGCUGGGCACAGGAUCAGGGAAGGAGGGAGCUGGCAGCCCCUGGCACUUGAGAGAAUUGCUGUAGCCAGAACCACUUUGGUACCGAUCCACUGUGAACACACCCCAGUCCCACCUGGCUCCUACAGUUGAAAGGCAGCAAAAGCUUUUUAUAAAAUGAACUAUGUAGCACAUUGAUUUUUAUACAAAAGGUUUGAACUUACAGUAGUUGUCUUAUUUGGGGAAAAAAUCACGAUUUCUAUUUGAUAAAGACUACUUGAUAAAUGGGUACAGUUUCAUACUAUCAAUUCUUGAUGAACAAAUUACUUUUUAAAAAGAUUUUUGCAUCUGCGUGGGUUUGUUGUGAGCUAUUUCCAUUUUUUCUAGAAGAAGAACUAAAAAAACUAAAAAACUUGAGAUAUUCUUUUCCGUUUCUCACAUUUCCCAUGAUGAAAAUAUUUCAUUAAAAAACCUAUACAAUGCCUGCAUAAUACUUGUCAAGACAGUACCAGAAGGGCAUUCUAAUGUCAUAGCAUUAAUUAGUACAGAAAAUUUGCCUUCCUACUUGUACUGCUGUCACUACAUGCAACAUUGCAAUUUACGUUAAUGCCUUAUUGUUUGAACUUUGUAAACUCAUUUUUAUCUAAAGUGAUACAUCCCUGAUUUGUGUGAUUUUUGACCUUGUGCCAAUAAAUUACAUGUGAUAUUCUG
Messenger RNA from Lepisosteus oculatus (spotted gar), 5812 nucleotides. It is a transcript of the gene apaf1, whose product is annotated as apoptotic peptidase activating factor 1. NCBI's taxonomy places the organism in Eukaryota, Metazoa, Chordata, Actinopteri, Semionotiformes, Lepisosteidae. The record is from RefSeq and is a predicted model, not a curated record. Gene Ontology annotation, biological process: apoptotic signaling pathway; regulation of apoptotic process. Gene Ontology annotation, cellular component: apoptosome. Gene Ontology annotation, molecular function: ADP binding; protein binding.